AUGUCUGCUCAUGCCAACGGGAAAACCCCAACGCAACGUUUCAGUCAGUCGUCUUUCCGUACCCGUGGUGACCUUCAAGAUGCCUGCAAGGCGCUCCUUGACCCUCUGGUACCCCGCUUCACUCCUCGGGGUAGUCGCGUAAAGAUUGGGUCCUCGACUACUCGGUUUGAUGAAGGCGGUGCACAGAUUGAGGGCUUUGCGCGCCCAUUAUGGGGUUUAGCUGCUUUGCUUGGCGGUAAUUGCGACUAUGCGGCUGCCUCCCGUUGGCGCGACGGCUUCAUAGAGGGAACAGAUCCAGAAAGCCCAGAAUACUGGGGAAAUAUUGAAGAUAUGGACCAGAGGAUGGUGGAAAUGUGCCCUAUUGGCUUUACCCUGGCGGUUGCGCCGCACGUUUUCUGGGAUCCAUUGACCACCAAACAGAAGGAGAAUGUCGCAAAGUGGCUUGCAAGUAUCAAUGAACGUGAAAUGCCAAAUACAAAUUGGCUGUGGUUCCGAGUCUUUGCGAAUCUGGGCCUGCGACGGAACGGAGCACCAUAUUCUCUUCCACGCAUCGAGGCUGAUAUGGAUCACUUGGACACCUUCCACGUGGGUGGAGGUUGGAGCAACGAUGGGCCCAAGAGCCAUCACCAGAUGGACUAUUACUCGGGCUCGUUCGCGAUCCAGUUCUUGCAGCUGCUCUAUUCCAAGCUGGCUGGAGACUUCGACCAACCCCGAGCAGAACGAUACCGAGAACGCGCUAAAGAGUUUGCACUGGAUUUUGUGUAUUACUUCGACCCUGAUGGGCGAUCAAUUCCUUUUGGACGAUCCAUGACAUACCGCUUUGCGAUGGUUGGAUUCUGGGGUGCCCUAGCUUUUGCGGAUGUCACUCCCCCUGCGCCACUCAGUUGGGGUGCUGUGAAAGGUCUUUUACUUCGGCAUUUCCGUUGGUGGGCCACACAAGAGGAUAUGUUCAAUAGUGAUGGGACGUUGAACCUAGGGUACUCUUACGCUAAUAUGUUCCUAACCGAGAACUACAACUCCCCAGGCUCGCCGUACUGGUGUUGCCUGUCGUUUGUCCCACUUGUCCUACCCCAUUCGCAUCCCUUUUGGGCCGCUGAAGAGGAGGAAUAUCCGACGUCGCUUUCAGCGGUAGCGGUUCUCAAGUACCCAAAACAUAUCAUUGUUCACCAAGGUGGACACACUUUUCUUCUCUCAUCAGGGCAGGCUUGCCAUUAUCCGGUUAGAGCGAUCCAGGCUAAGUACGGCAAGUUUGCAUACAGUGCCUCUUUUGGAUACUCCGUACCAACUGGCGGCUACCAGCUGGAACAACAUGCCCCUGAUAGUAUGCUGGCACUUUCCGAUGAUGGUGGUGAUAUCUGGCAAACACGGCGGGUUGUGGAAAACGCACGUAUCGAAUACCGAGAGAAAGUGCCGGUUCUGAUCUCAGACUGGAGGCCAUGGUCCGACGUCGAAGUUGAGACAUUCCUGAUACCACCUGUCGAGGGAAGCCAGAACUGGCAUAUCCGUGCUCACCGUAUUCGUACGGGUCGGAACCUCCAGACAUCAGAAGGAGCGUUCGCGAUCUACGGGUGCCAGAGUAACAAUGGCCGCAUUCUGAAGCCUUUCGCUGACUCUUCAAAUUCGUCGUCUGAGGGAACUUCAGCAGAGGCCCAAAAUGCACUUACCGUUUCCUCAGCUGGCGCUGUAGGUAUUGUGGAGUUGCAAUCAACGACAGAUCGUGCAGGAAGAAUCGUCCUGGCAGACCCAAACUCCAAUCUUCUUCACGGCCGCACUCUACUGCCGUCUCUGGGCGCUGACCUGAAGCCAGACACGCACGCCUGGUUCGUGAGCGCAGUAUUUGCUUUGCCAGCACAUGGAAAUGGCGAGAAUUGGAAAGAUAUUUGGACUGAUAAAUGGAAUAAGCGGCCGGUUAUCCCAGGAUGGUUGAAGGAACUGGUGAAAGGUUGA
Messenger RNA from Aspergillus puulaauensis, 1947 nucleotides. RefSeq names its product glycoside hydrolase family 154 protein. Lineage: Eukaryota; Fungi; Ascomycota; Eurotiomycetes; Eurotiales; Aspergillaceae. The transcript is spliced from 2 exons. The record is from RefSeq and is a predicted model, not a curated record. Bases 1 to 1947 code for a protein of 648 amino acids.